UAAAUUGGCUGAGAUGGAUACAGAUAUAGAACUAUUAGAAAAACAAUUAGUUUCCGAGGAGGCCCUUACCAGACAGAAACAGGUUCUUGCCAUUCGUUUACAAAGAGCAAUACGGGAGAAUAAACUUCACGAAGUUAAAGACUUUAUUAAACAGGAAGCUGACGUUGAUUACAAAGAUAAGACAGGAAGUGCGGCCAUCCAUUACGCGUCACAAGGCGGGAAUCUUGAAAUUGUGAAUAUUUUAAUCGACGCUGAAGCCAAUGUCAACACUUUUGAUAGGAACUAUCACACGCCAUUGCAUAAGGCUGCCAUGAGGGGACAUCUUCAUGUUGCGAUUGCUUUAGUCGCUGCUGGUGCUCAAGUGUGUGCACUUGACUGGGAAAAUUAUUCUUCAUUUGAGAAAUCAAUACUGAACAAACAUUAUGAGAUCAGCAAAGUCUUAAUGCUUUUCGGAGCAGAACCAUUUCUAAAAGACUGGGAUUGGAUUGAGGACGACUUAUCUAAAACUCAAAUCGACGUUCUGCACGCAAUAGAAAAAAGUAUUAGUUUAUUGACUGGUUAUCAACAUGGGUAUGUUUUACUACAACAGAUUUUAUACAAUGUUGCAAAGAUUAAACCGGAAUCAGAACACAGAAUUGAACAUCUAGGUGUGACUAUUGAUUCCACGAAAGAAAAAUCAGAGUUUUUCUUCUUCUGUCGCAAACUUGCUUUGAAUUACACGGACAUCAAGCUCUUCCUCUUGGAGAACGAGGUUGUCAAAGGUGAUGUUUUUGAGCUACAGACGUGGAAAAGAGUAUCCCGUAAGACUUUACGAUUAAUCAUUGACAUUGAUGGAAUAACGAGACCUAAUGAACAUCUUAAACUAAUAUCUCCAGAUGGCGAUGUAGGGAAAAUACACAACUACGAUAAACUGCAAGAAGAAAAUAUAACAAGGAUAACCAUAGAUAUACACACAGCACCCAAAGGCACAGUAAGUUUUGCAGUAACUAGCAUUGAAAAAGAAGAGACCUUUGCCAUAUCAAGGGAGUCGCAAGAUAUUUAUCCGAUAUCUGAACCAGAAGCAGAAAUUCAUUUACCAAAAGAUGCUUUUGAAAAUGUCGCCGAACUAAAAGUAAAGGUAAUGGAAUCAAGUGAAGCCAACAAUGACGAAGCCGAAUCGACUGGUCCUUUAAUCUUAACGAACGUGAUUGACUUGACCAUUAGUGACAAGCAGCAGCCUAAAAAAGAAAUAGCAGUAAAACUUCCCAUACACCACAGUCAGGGGGAUGAAGAAAUGUGUGUACUGGCUACGUCACAGGACGAACCCGAUGACGCAGAUGAUUGGGAGGUAUUAGAUGCAAUGACAGAUCCAUCGAGUAAAACAACCACGUUUAAAAUUAACCAUUUCUCAGUAUAUGCUGGUGCCAGUAAGAAAAAUGUAUCAAACAACAAGCAAGCAGUUGUUGAUGCUGUCCAGAGAUCCCGGAAACGAGAACGCAAAGUAGUCAUGCGCGCCUUUAUUAGACCGGAAAUGGAAAGUGGGACAUUUUCACUUGUGUUGGAGUGUCUAAAACCCAGAAACCUCUGGAAACGUAAACCGAGAUGGGAACUUGAUGGAUAUCAGCUUAUGCAAUCUAACCUGGGACCAUUUAUUGUUCCUGAAAACCAAAUGUUCAGAAUUGGAUUUAGCCAAAAUAUUGAGAUUAUUGAUGUUGAGAAUAUAAUGAAGAAAGGGGAAGAACAAUUAAAGGAAAAAUCAGAAGAAAAGAAUGAUGAUGAAUACAAUCUCAACAUUAAAAUUCCCCAUGCAACCUUAAAUUUUGUUGGAAGUAAAAACAAAGGACAUAAUUUUACCGUGAUUAAAAUCAAAAGUGAUGAAAAUCAAGAAAUAAGUGGAAAAGUGAAAGUAGAAAAGGAAGUACAAUCCAGAGAAUCAGUAAAGCAAGAAGUUGCAGAUGUGGGUUGUGGCUUAUUUAAAGUCAUCCCGAAAAAGCACCAGGUUAAAAUGAUAGAAAAAACUAAAACUACCUACGAGACGUUAGUAGAUUUUCCAAUUUCAUUACAAUUGUCAUCAAAUGAACAAAUUUCUAAAGGUAUUUAUAAUACUUUUACUUUCAUAUUCGAUCUAAAAAUUUAG
Molecule: messenger RNA, 2116 nt
Organism: Saccostrea cuccullata (small rock oyster)
Lineage: Eukaryota; Metazoa; Mollusca; Bivalvia; Ostreida; Ostreidae
Exons: 13
Coding region: 14-2116 (700 amino acids)
Biological process (GO): protein K6-linked ubiquitination
Cellular component (GO): BRCA1-A complex; BRCA1-BARD1 complex
Molecular function (GO): ubiquitin-protein transferase activity; protein binding
Source: RefSeq, a predicted model, not a curated record